ACAGUGCAAGUCCCACGGAACGAACGGAAGCAAAAGGAAAUCAAACAAGCGAGAGAGAGAGAGAGAGAUUCCUCUGAUUUUCUAAAAUCUCCGACUAAGAAUCGCAGAGCCCAGAAAGAAACCCAAACCCAAAUCCAGUUUCUUCUUUUGGUUUCAAAGGCAGACUUUCGUGAUGGGAUCACUGAGGCAAAAACUUACGUUCUUUCCAUCAGAAGAGGUUCUGUACAAUGUUUACGCAUCAUAUGAAAAGGUCUAAACCAGUUGUGAGUGGCAUUGGAAGUCUAGUGCAUGGUAGAUACAAGCUGGAUUUGAAUAUUCCCACGAGGAUGAUGGAUUCCAGUGCCAUAAUGGGAAAUCCGAUUAUAGAGCCUCACGAUGAAAUGGAAUUUGAAUCUCAUGAAGCUGCAUAUUCAUUUUACAAAGAAUACGCCAAGUCUGCAGGAUUUGGAACUGCAAAGUUGAGCAGUCGCCGAUCUAGGGCUUCCAAGGAGUUUAUUGAUGCAAAAUUUUCGUGCAUAAGAUAUGGGAACAAGCAACAGUCUGAUGACGCCAUUAAUCCUCGGCCUUCUCCAAAAAUUGGUUGUAAAGCAAGCAUGCACGUGAAGAGAAGGCAAAAUGGUAAGUGGUAUGUUUAUUGCUUCGUGAAAGAGCACAAUCACGAGCUUUUACCGGCUCAGGCUCAUUUUUUCCGAAGCCACAGGAAUGCAGGUCCUCUUAAGAAUGAUGUCAGAAUACGCAGACGGAAGAACUUAGCGGCAGUGUCCAAAUUAUUCAGUGCGUAUCAGAACAUUGACUGUUUAGAGAAUAAUCUGAGAAACCAGCAUGAUAAGGGACGCAGCUUGGUUUUGGAACCAGGGGAUGCUCAGUUGCUACUCGAAUAUUUUAUGCAAAUGCAGGAAGAGAAUCCGAAAUUCUUCUAUGCAGUUGAUUUGAAUGAAGAGCAUCGGCUGAGAAAUGUGUUCUGGGUUGAUGCCAAAGGAAUGGAAGAUUAUUCCAACUUUAAUGAUGUGAUUUCUUUUGACACCACAUAUUUCUCCAACAAGUAUAAAAUACCUUUGGUGCUCUUUAUUGGGGUGAACCAUCAUAUUCAACCUGCAUUACUCGGUUGCGCAUUGAUUGCAGAUGAAACAGUUUACACAUUUGUUUGGUUGAUGCAAACAUGGCUUGUGGCAAUGGGUGAACAGGCUCCACGGGUUAUUCUCACUGAUCAGAACAAUGCCAUCAAGGCAGCCAUUGCAGCCAUCUUUCCAAGCACGCGCCAUUGCUUUUGUUUGUGGCAAGUAAUGGAGAAGAUGCCGAGGCAGCUCCAGUUUUUGAGUAUGUGGCAGGAUACUUUCAUGGAAAAAUUUAAUAAAUGUGUUUUCAAGUCGUGGUCCGUGGAACAAUUUGAAAAGAGAUGGUGGAAACUCAUUGAUAGGUUUAAUCUUAGACAAGUUGGGUGGAUUCAAUCCUUGUAUGAAGAUCGUAUGCAUUGGGUGCCUACAUUCAUGAGAGAUAUAUCGUUUGCCGGAUUGUCUAGAACUUCUCGAUCGGAAAGCUUGAACUCUUUGUUUGACAAAUAUGUCCAAGGGGAAACGUCGUUGAGGGAUUUUAUGGAACGGUACAGGGUAAUUCUUGAAGAUAGGUACGAAGAUGACGCCAAAGCAAAUUUCGAUGCUUGGCAUGAAACACCGGAAUUGAAGUCUCCAUCGCCCUUUGAGAAGCAAAUGUCGCUAGUCUACACGGAUGAAGUUUUUAAGAAAUUCCAAGUUGAGGUUCUGGGAGCGGCUGCUUGUCAUCUUAAGAAGGAAAAUGAAGACGAGACAAGCACAACUUAUACUGUGAAAGACUUUGAGGAUAAUCAGAAUUACAUUGUUGAAUGGAAAGAAUCAAAAUCGGAUAUAUAUUGUUUGUGUCAAUCAUUUGAAUAUAAAGGUUAUCUCUGUAGACACGCCAUUGUUGUUCUUCAAAUGUCUGGCGUGUUCAGCAUCCCACCUAAAUAUGUACUGCAACGAUGGACUAAUUCUGCUAUGAGUAGGCAUUCCAUUGGUGAAAAGCUGGAUGACGUGCAGCAUAAAGUUCGUCGAUAUAAUGAUUUAUGCAGACGAGCCAUAAUAUUGGGCGAGGAAGGAUCAUUAUCUCAAGAGAGUUACAAUGUGGCUUUAUCCGCCAUAAAGGAGGCUUUGAAGCAAUGUGCAAAUUUGAGCAACUCCGCGGAGAACAAUGCAAGACCUAAUUCCUCAGCAGUAGGUGGUGUAUGUCCCAUUGAAGAAGAGAAUCAAUGCAGCAAUGCAUCUAAUUUCGGGACAUCUGGUCCUAAACCGACGACUACAAAGAGGGCCCCUAGGAGAGUUGGGGUGGGGAAAGAGGCAGCCACAAGUAAUGAGAAUGGUGCAGCUAAGAAGGGGAAGGUACAUCCACCGGAAGUCGUCACGAGUGUUGGCACGCAAGGUUGCUUUAACCAAGUGGAACUUUCUGACGGGCGUUUUGCACAAUUACAGAAUGUGGUGCCUGCGCCGUUGCACAGUAUGGUGCCGGCGAUGUUUCAAAACGUUGCAUCGCCACAGUUCCAUAAUGUGGCUACGUCACAUGUCCCUGAGAAUCGUCUUCCUCGUUAGUGCAGUUUCUCUUCUGACAAAAAAAAAAAAA
This is a messenger RNA of Morus notabilis, 2628 nucleotides long. Its product is annotated as protein FAR1-RELATED SEQUENCE 4. The transcript is spliced from 4 exons. Bases 228 to 2597 code for a protein of 789 amino acids. Gene Ontology annotation, biological process: regulation of DNA-templated transcription. Lineage: Eukaryota; Viridiplantae; Streptophyta; Magnoliopsida; Rosales; Moraceae. Gene Ontology annotation, molecular function: zinc ion binding. The record is from RefSeq and is a predicted model, not a curated record.